AUGCAUUGCUCGCUCGGCUUGGGAAGGACAGUGGAGGCUCAGUGGAGGUGCAGUGGAGGCGCGGUGGAGGAGAGGGGCAAGCUGAGGGAGCUGCUUUGGGAGGACGAGCCAGUGCCGAUCCGUAACCCCGAGCUCGUGGACGUGCUGCUGAAGGUGCAAGAAGCUGAGGAAAAGCUGACACAAGCCAGGAAAGCGGAAGAGAAGGGGGCUGAUGCUAGCGAGAAGAGCAGGGGCGUGCGAUCCAAGCGCGGUGGGGUCGCUUCGUAUGACGCGAUCUUGCUUGCUCUCAGUGAAGCGAAGGAUGUAUCGCGCAAGCUUGUAGAGGUUCACAAGGUUCGUGCCCACAGCAUGAUUUGA
Molecule: messenger RNA, 357 nt
Organism: Trametes versicolor FP-101664 SS1
Lineage: Eukaryota; Fungi; Basidiomycota; Agaricomycetes; Polyporales; Polyporaceae
Exons: 1
Coding region: 1-357 (118 amino acids)
Biological process (GO): SRP-dependent cotranslational protein targeting to membrane
Cellular component (GO): signal recognition particle, endoplasmic reticulum targeting
Molecular function (GO): signal recognition particle binding; 7S RNA binding; endoplasmic reticulum signal sequence receptor activity
Source: RefSeq, a predicted model, not a curated record